Xylaria bambusicola is the source of this 1162-nucleotide messenger RNA. RefSeq lists its product as uncharacterized. Bases 181 to 1053 code for a protein of 290 amino acids. The transcript is spliced from 4 exons. Gene Ontology annotation, molecular function: transcription cis-regulatory region binding; DNA-binding transcription activator activity, RNA polymerase II-specific. Lineage: Eukaryota; Fungi; Ascomycota; Sordariomycetes; Xylariales; Xylariaceae. Gene Ontology annotation, cellular component: RNA polymerase II transcription regulator complex. The record is from RefSeq and is a predicted model, not a curated record.
CGUCUUCUCACGGUACAACUAUAAUCAUUGGGUACAUCACCACAGGCAGACGACACUGCAUAUUUGACUGUACCUUGUUAUCCUCCUGUAUUGGCAUUGUUCGCACGGCUCGACGGAGUGUCGUGAACCUUUAUUCGGGGUUUUUUCCCACUUGCUUUAUGCUGAGUCGGAGACAUUGAUAUGCGGAAUACCACUAGAUCACUUGAAACCUCGGAAGAUACAGGUCACUACAGUCAACCGAAUUCUCAGACCAACACAGCUUCCCCUGACGCUGGCCGGGCUGUUAUACCACAUCCCGUGCCACCGCCGUCUCAGCCUCAUGGCUACGGUGAUUCCGGGCUAGAUACACAACCGCAGCUUCAUCCACAUCUCAUAUCAUCAUCAUCAUCAGCUCUAGCAUCGGAUAUGAUGCAAAGAGGGAACUCAGCAGCGCCCGAAGAACUGGGUCCUGUUUCGGGAUCGCCAAAUGUAGCUGCUAUGGCUGCGCAGGGCAUAAUAGGGCACGAUCCUGACGAAGCGAUCACAGAUGGACGAAAGGCGAAGCGGGAGUUGUCGCAGUCAAAGCGAGCCGCUCAGAACAGGGCUGCGCAGCGAGCGUUUCGACAAAGGAAAGAGCAUUACAUUAAAAAGCUCGAACAGCAGGUACGGGAACUGAAUGAAUUGGAAGCAACAUGCAAGGCCGUGCAGAACGAUAACUACCACCUCCGCGAGUAUAUAAUUCAACUACAAUCUCGCCUUUUGGAUCUCCAGGUGGAAUACCCACAGCCUCCACCCAAUGUGAACGUCGCUCCCCCGCCUUCGUCAGGUACCGGAAGGCAGCCACACAACGGUGCCCCGGCCGAGCCAGCAUCAAAUACCACUUCUGCUGGAACCCUGGCAGAUGUUGCAGCAGCUGUAGCUGGCCUGCGGGCCCGAGAACCGCCGAUAGUUGAAGGGAACCACGCAAGACCGACGUUUAAGAGCGAAAAUGCUGCCCCCUCACACCCUAACGAUGAAAUUCGAAGACAGCUUCAAGCAGAUGGGUUGCCAUCGCCCUCUUCAUUACGGACCUAGCGUGGACAAACAGAAGCGGAACCUGCAUGGAACCUUUCCUCCCCCGAUGACUCUAAUUAAUCUUAGGAGAGACCAAGCUAAGUCAAGAAGAGGAGUACGAGUUGUCCCA